AUGACUACGAACAACACACUCCGCUUUGGCGUUUUAGGCAUCGGCAGAAUGGGAAUGAGACAUGCCUUAAACGUGGUGAAGGAGCCACGUGCUCAAUUAGUAGCCGUGGCCGACCCACGCACGGAGGUCCUUGAAGCGUCUAGGGCCGUAUUGGGUGAGCAGGUCAAGCGCUUCACAAGCGAGGAAAAUGUCAUCAACGAUCCAUCCAUCCAAGCCAUCUUGGUAGCUAGCGACACAACCCAACAUCCGAUUCUCGCUCUGAAGGCUAUCAAGGCAGGUAAACAUCUGUUGCUUGAAAAACCCAUAGCCGUGAACCUGGACGAUGCGCUACCAGUUGUCGAAGAGGCCAAAAAGAAUCCGCAUCUCAAGAUUUUGGUGGGUAUGUCUCGCCGUUUCGACGAAAGCUACAGAGAAGCAUUCAACAGAGUGAAGGGCGGUGAGCUGGGUGAUGUGUUUCACUACUAUGGCGUCACCAAUGACCAGUACAACGCUGAGAUUGUUGAUUUCUUUGUCGGGUAUUCAAAGGUUAGCGGAUCAAUACUGGUCGAUUGCGGGAUUCACGAUGUUGACUUGAUGAGGUGGUACAUGGGACCAAAUGAGAAGGUCAAGAAGGUGUUUGCUGCAGGCUACAAUGCAAGAAUGCAUGGAUUAGCCGAGUCUAAGGAUGCUGACAACUCAGUCGCUACUGUAGUCUUCGAAAGUGGCAAACUUGCCAACUUGUACCUCUCGAGAACUGCAAUCCAUGGACACGAAUGCUGGGCGCAAAUAACGGGCGAGAAUGGAAUGAUCAAGGUCAACAUUGACAGUGCCAUAAACCGUGUCACUCUUGCAGAUGAGCAUGGAUAUCGCAAGCAAACAACGCAAGACUAUUUCGAUAGGUUCAGAGAGGCAUUCUCGAACGAAAUGAGGGAGUUCACCAGCGCUGUGCUCGACAAUUCCCCUCUUCCGCUUGAAAUUGACGACGCGUACAUCGCAAGCAAAAUCUGUGUAGGUCUGCAGAUGGCCUUCAGAUCAGGCGAACAGAUCUAUUUUGACAAAGAUCAGUCACCAAUCCCACCCAAAGGUAUAGCAGCAUCGAAGCUUUGA
Messenger RNA from Wallemia ichthyophaga EXF-994, 1086 nucleotides. RefSeq lists its product as uncharacterized. Gene Ontology annotation, biological process: NADPH regeneration. Gene Ontology annotation, molecular function: oxidoreductase activity; nucleotide binding. Lineage: Eukaryota; Fungi; Basidiomycota; Wallemiomycetes; Wallemiales; Wallemiaceae. The record is from RefSeq and is a predicted model, not a curated record. Bases 1 to 1086 code for a protein of 361 amino acids. The transcript has 2 exons. Gene Ontology annotation, cellular component: cytoplasm.